UUAAAUACAGCAUUGAAAAAUAAGAAGAAGGAUCGUUCGAUUGUAGAGGACAUUGGGGAUAUGAUGCUAUUAUUCUUUGAUGGCGAGGCCGGAGAGAGAUUCAAAAAGGCAUGCGCCACUUUCUGUGCCAACCAGUGUCUGGCCCUUGACCAGCUCAAGUACAAACACCGCAAUGACAAGAAAGUUUCUCAAUUCCUGGCGGAAGCAGAGAGCAACCCACUGUGCAGAAGGCUUCAAUUAAAGGACAUCAUACCAACAGGGAUGCAGCGACUUACAAAAUACCCUCUACUGUUGGACAACAUUGCCAAGUAUACAAUGCAUCCAAGCGAAGAGCAUACCAAGAUAAGGAAGGCACAAGAAGCUUGUAAGAAGAUAUUGGCACACGUUAAUCAGUCAGUAAAAGAUACAGAGUACAAAACACGGCUCGCCGAGAUUCAACGGAAGUUAGACUCUUCUGCAAUGGACAGACAUCCGAUGGGCAAGGAUUUUAGGAACAUGGACCUGACCAAGCACACGCUGAUGCACAAUGGGGACCUCGUCUGGCGGUUGACGACACACAAGUCGAUUACGAUCCACGCCGUGCUGCUCAACGACCUGCUCGUGCUCAUGCAGAAAGCAGACGAUAAAUUUGUGCUGAAGUGCCGCAACAUCAACAUCGUGCCCGGCAAGGACGAGUCGAAGUACACGCACUGCCCAGUCAUCAGGCUGGGCGAGUUCAUGUUCACCAGGAAUGUCGCGACGGAUAAGCGAGCAUUCCUAAUCUUCACCAGCAGUCGAACGGGUCCACAGUUCUAUGAGCUGGUUGCACACACACCAGCUGAGAGGAAACGGUGGCUGCAGGCUAUCACAGACUCAUCGGAAGCCUACAAGGCAACGGCAUACCGGCCUCCAUUACCUACCAACCCACCUCCUGCCAUGGAGGAGGAUGGGGGAAAGCCAGAUAUGGAGGAGAUGGAAGAGAUGGAGGUGCCAGAGGAAGAGGAAGAGGAAGAGGAAGUAGUUGAGGAAGAGAAUGCACUAAAUGAGGAUGACACUCUAACAGCUAAUACCAUUGAAAGUGACGAUGACGCUGAAGCAGAAGAUGAAAAUAAGGACGAAGAUGAUGAGGAAGAGGAGGAAGAGGAUAUUAAGAUGAGAUAUGAAAUCAUACAGCCGCCAGUAUUGGUUAGUCCGACAGAGGUCAGUGUCACACAUCACGUGGUGGAAAGCGCAGAGCGUGUCGUCACUCCUCUUGCGCAGCUUCAAGAAAGGGACUACAUCGUAAGGACGGCAUUAGAUGACAAGAACAGAAUCAUAGGAAACCUGCUGAACCUAUCUGUGGAAGACUUUCCAAGCACUGCUAACCCUUCGCAGCAGGAAGAGAAAAUGGAUGAAAGCAAGAAUUCUAGGGAACUGCUACUAGCCGCAAUUCAGCAAGCCAACAAUCUUUCAAGUCUAUUGAACGACAAUAUGCCAUCACUGGACCAGCAAAUUGAACUAGAGAAACUAAGAAGCAAGGAGGAAGAAUGUGGCGAUACUACACAAGUCGAUUCAGAAUCCGGCACAUUGCAGUCACUAUCUACAGAGAAAGAUCGGUUGCCACGCAGGAUGGCAGCACCCCCGUGUGAACAUUUGCUAGCAAUUGCCAGCUCCAUCAACGCCAAUCUUACACAAUUACUCGCUAUAACGAUAGAGAGAGACCAGGAGCACGAAAUGAUGGUGCAGCGAGUGAAGCAGCUCAACGAGCUCCUGGCGACGCAAACGCCCCCUGGUAGCAGACCGAGCAGCCUAAUCUCGAAUAGCAUAGCAGUUGCUGAAAUGGUCGGGGUCGAUCCAAAUGACACACUCACGAUGCCACAAAAGCUUGACAUUGCAGAUGAAUCGGUGCCAACCACUCAGCAGAUACGUAGUCCUGACAGUACAACAGACUCGGACCGAGAUUUCCAGGAUGCCCUCUCUGAUGUAGACUCUGCGACACCCAAAGCUGCAGGCACACGUAGAGAGCCUGCUGAACCUAGCCCUGUGGCGGGAGGUGACCGGCCAGAAGACGAAAACAGCACGUCGUCUGGCCACGCAAUCAUCCACGGCAAACACAGGGACGACCUAACAGACACUGAUGUGGCCACGAGCAGCAGUGCCGCGAAAACCAGAGAUGUGACGAAACCGAGGCUGAGCAUGCAGACGGAGGCGAAGACCGUAGCCAAUGAGUGUUAUUCAGUGGUCGCUAAUGUACGCAAGAAGCGGCUUGGCAAGACUCGGAGAAGCCUGACACCAGAGGUGGGCAACAGGAGCUGGUCGCAAGACAGACCCACAGCAGCUCCCCGUCCUCGACGUGCCUCUGCAACUACGGGGCAAAACGCUAACGUAGAUCAAGAGCUAAAGGAGGCAAGCGCGAACGUCAAGCUAGCACCACAUACAAUCGACGGAGGUCCUUCGGCAGAUUCUGCUGAGCAGAUUGAACAGGAAUCGGAGCCCGCCGACGGGGAUCUAGUUUGGCAGGUCACCACAGAAGAGUGCUGCGAUGCUCGCAAGGACGUGGAAGUCACUGUUACGCUACCGUUUCGCGGGAAAAAAGGCGCCAACAGCGGCACAGCGGAAAUGUGAAAAGGUAAUGUGACGUUCCGGUCGAAGUGAUUACAUACAAUGAAUGCUGGACGUGGCUUCGAGUUAUAUUAAGAGAACUGAACAAUAACGAAUUGCUGUUAUGCACAUCUGAUAUUAAUCAUAAAUGAUAAUUGUAUGGAUAUGAAUUUUUUAUUAAUGAAUUAUGUGCGCGUACAUUAUCAGAAAAGCUAAAUAAUGAGUGUCGAAUAUCUUUCUUAGCUGAUUACAUUUGUUCGAACUAGUCAAUGUUUGGAUUUCAAAAUGUAGCAAAAAUAUACACAUAGUAAUUAAAAUUGCGUUGGUCAUUUUCCACUAGCAUGCUGUUGAUUAUCCUCCACAGAAUUCUAAUGAACAGAAUGUACAUGUCAGAAAUGUAGAAUCGUCAGUUAAAGAUUCAGUUGCAUUAUUUUUAAUAAAUUGAGAUAUUCACAAAUGCUUGUACACCGGUGCACGUAGAGCCAUGUGUCUGUUGCCACUUGUUUUCUAGUGUUUCUAUACAAUUGCAAGAAACUUUCUAUUUUGGAUGUAUGAUAUUUUGUACUCACCAGUAAUUCACUUUUAUUGGGUAUGUCAAUAAUAACUUAUCAUGCUAUUUCGUUAAACAGUUUUUGUUACUGGAACAGAAAAUUUAGUCAUAAAUGACUUCUUGUGAUAAAGCUUCCUUAACAGCAGACCGACGAGAGUCGCAAUAGCUACUAAUAAUAGCUCGUUUCAAUGUCUAACAAAUUUUCAGUAAUUAUCAACGAAAUAGAAUGAUAGUUAUCGUAUCCAUGUGAUCGUAACAAUUGAUGCACUUUGAAUCAUGGUAAUUUUUUAAUCGAUAUCCACUAACAAUUCCAGAACUGCAGUAUUGUAUAUAUUGCAAUAUUUCACAUUUCAUAUUGUUGCAAAUAUUUAUGGGUAAAAUAUUUUAUUGGGUAUGGAGCUAAAAUAGUUUCAGGAGCAAGUGAAUUUCCUCGCCAUAGCUCAAACGAGUAUAUAUAUUGCGUCGUUAAAUUGGCAGCUAUAUGACAGGGCAAUCGCUUGCCCUAUAUAAUAACAUAGUAUGAAUGCAUUUACUGAACUCGUUCGUAUUCUAGAAUUUUGCAGUGUUCAACCAUUUGUUGUUGCACAUAAAUAGGGGUGUACUCGUGGCAACGGAAAACAUAACUUAACAAAUAGUUAAAAUGGUUGUCUAGAUUAUCAUGAGAGUGAUCUAGUGAGUAUUUCUGGUGGUAUUGUGUAGGCAUGUAAAUACAGAUUUCACAUGGGGAUGUGUUUUAUGCAUAAUAGUAUCAGAAAUGUGUGUCAAUAAUAAUUAAUCCUGUUGUGUAUAGAUUGUACAGAUAUUACUAUACAAUAUUCACUCAUUAUUAUUUCUGCGUACAAUAAAAAAGUA
This is a messenger RNA of Priapulus caudatus, 3961 nucleotides long. RefSeq names its product rho guanine nucleotide exchange factor 28-like. The record is from RefSeq and is a predicted model, not a curated record. Bases 61 to 2583 code for a protein of 840 amino acids. NCBI's taxonomy places the organism in Eukaryota, Metazoa, Priapulida, Priapulimorpha, Priapulimorphida, Priapulidae. The transcript is spliced from 14 exons. Gene Ontology annotation, cellular component: cytoplasm. Gene Ontology annotation, biological process: G protein-coupled receptor signaling pathway. Gene Ontology annotation, molecular function: guanyl-nucleotide exchange factor activity; G protein-coupled receptor binding.